Molecule: messenger RNA, 1611 nt
Organism: Dictyostelium purpureum
Lineage: Eukaryota; Evosea; Eumycetozoa; Dictyosteliales; Dictyosteliaceae
Exons: 2
Coding region: 1-1611 (536 amino acids)
Source: RefSeq, a predicted model, not a curated record
AUGAGCAGUAGAAAAAUUCAUCAUUUAGAUUCAUCUCCUCCAUUAUCAUUUUUAAUUAUUAAAGAUAAUAAUAAAAAUACAGAAAAUACCAAUAAACCAAUAGUACAAAAUGCUGGUAGAUUUAAAAAAGUUCAAAUAACAAUAUUAAACGAAGAGAAUGAAAAUAAUAGUAGCGAUAAUAAUAAUAAUAUAGAAAUAUGUAAUAAUAAUGAUAUAAAUAAUAUUAAAGAGGGAUUAAACAAAUCAGAAGAGGACAAUGAAAAUGAUAAACUUUGUAAAAUAUGUAAUAAACAGUUUUCAUUAUAUACCUGUCCAAGAUGUAAUAUAAAUUAUUGUUCAUUGGUAUGUUUCAAAUCACAUAAUAGUAGAUGCAGCACAGAGUUUUUUGAAGGGCAAUUAAAGGAUAAUUUAAAGAAUAUAGAAAGAGUCUCACCAAAAGAGUCAUUGACAUUCUUGAAAAGAAUGAAAGAGAUAUACGACGUUGAAGAUUCAAAAUUUGAAGAAUUAUUAUCAAAAUAUAAUUUACCAAAAGAUGUAACAUUAAAUCAAUUAGAUGAAUAUGAAGAUUAUGAAGACGAGGAAGACGAAGAGGAUGAUGGUAUAGAUUUAGAAAAUUUAAAUUUAGAUGAAAUGACAGAGGAGGAAUUAUUGGCAUUGUUAACUAAGGAUGAGCUUGAGGAGUUUAAUAAAUCAAUUAAAGAUGGAACAAUAUCAAAUUUAAUCGAUGAAUGGGUACCUUGGUGGAACAUUAAUGUUAAAGAAAUAGAAAAUAACAAUGGGUCAUGUAAAAUCAAAGAAAUAGAGGACGAUAAAGAUGAAAGUAUUAGGGAAGAAGAUAACGAAAAGGAAUCAAACGAAAUUAAAUUAUUAUUAUCAAGAAUACCAAUAAUCUAUAAGGAUAUUCAACCUUUAUCUAAAUUAAUCAGUAAUAAGCCAUCAAAAUCAUUAUACUUCCAUUUAAUAGAUAUUUUAUAUUGUUAUUGUUUUCUAACGAGAACAUUCAACGGGGAGUGGGGUUUAGAGGAUAACGGUAUCAAUAAUAAUAAUAAUAGUAAUAAUAAUAUAGAUGAGAAUAAUGAUACACUUUUGGAAGGUUGUAAAUUAAUUUUAGAUUUAUCAACAGUUUUAAAAUCAGCACCAUCAAAUAAAGAACAUUUAGCAUUGUAUCAAGCACAUUUAUCAUCAUUAAAUUCAGUGGAGGGUGUUAUAAAGAAUUUGUUAAAGUCAAGCCAUAGUAGUCAAAUCGAAAAUAAUAAAAACCAAGGGAAUAUUUACUUUUCUUUAUUUUUAUUAGAGGAUCUUAUUUCAAUAUUAAAUAAUCAAAGUUUUAUAUUAUCAUCCAUUUCACAUUUAUUCAGGUCAUUCAAAAGUUCAAUUGCUAUUUUAAAAUCAAAUUAUAACAAUAAAAUAAAAGAAACACCACAGAAGCAAGAUGAAUUUAAAAAAGAGUACCAACUAUUAUCAAAUUGCUUUGAAAAUAUUAGUAAGAAGUUAUUGUUUUUCUUGUCAUGGGUUAGCAGCGAAGAUGAAGAUUCAUUUAAAUUAUUAUCAGCUCAAGUUUAUAAAUAUUUUAACUCUGAAAAAUCGAUAUUAUUAAAAAAUAAAAAGUAA